Messenger RNA from Malassezia restricta, 1356 nucleotides. RefSeq lists its product as uncharacterized. NCBI's taxonomy places the organism in Eukaryota, Fungi, Basidiomycota, Malasseziomycetes, Malasseziales, Malasseziaceae. The transcript has a single exon. Bases 1 to 1356 code for a protein of 451 amino acids. The record is from RefSeq and is a predicted model, not a curated record.
AUGUACCAAGGAAGCUUGGUGCUCAUUGGUGUAUGCAGGCUGUGGCAGAUCCAGGUACACGCUUGGCGUGACGACAUUCAGCGCACAAUGGCAAGUCUUCGCGACAAGCCCAAGCGGUCACACGACCUGUGCCACAAUGUGCUGCCCACGGCCUUUACCCUGCCGGACACGGAGACGACCGACUCGAUCAUGUACGAGCCAUGUCCAGCCCUAAAACGCCAUACACAGACAACAGUGCCGUGGGUCCACGAUGUAUGGAGCGAGGCACCCGAUGUGCCCUGGCAAACGUCCCCCCAAGAGCCACUGGCACCGCUAGAUCUGGGGCUGACCGACAUCGCCUUUCCCAUCUCUCCCAAGGACUCGUCUUUCACUGAGCUGCCACACAGGCACAUUAUUGCAUCCACAUCCACGCCGCUCCCGACCGUGAUGCGCACAGGGCCAGCCCCUAAUCGUGCGGCACCAAAACGCAAAUGCCUCUCGGACCAGAAGGUGGGCUUUGACGAGGAGGAGUGGGAGCGUCGAUGCGAAGCAGCACGAAGGUCCCCAUGCACACGUCAGUGGUACUCGGCAUGGGAUAGGGCAUGGCCCAAGUGCACAAUCAAGCGUUUGUGUUUGUGCACGAGCCACGCCUUGGAAACACUGUGGGACACCACGGUCGGGACACAUCUCCGCGUCCUCGAGCAGCAUUACCAAAAUGAACGCAACGUGUGCCGGAAUCAAUGGGCACAGCAACAAUGGGAGGCAGAUGUGCCAGCCAUCGAGGACGAAUAUACCCAGGAGGUUGGCCGUGGUGAAACGGUCGUGGACGACGUCUUCCCAUGGACGAAUAUGAGCGAAUGGCGUUGGGAUGUACCUGAGGACGAUCUCGGGCACGAUGAUAGCAUAUCGAGCGCCAACACUUCGAUUGUUCAACACGCUGCACGAUGGAUCUCCCCCAACGUGUCAUCAGAUUCGUUAGAACGACCGCGACUAUCGCGGGCGCACGAUGCCUCUCUCAUGACCCCACUCCUCACAGGUAACGAGGUGUCCACGGCAUCCAUGGACGCAGACACGCAUGAUUUUUACAUGUACAUGCAAGUCGUGCGCCAAAGCGUACCUGAACGCGCCUACAUCCCCUUCCCUGAACUGAUACCCCCCAAUCACGUCGGACCCCAUGUACCUGUCCACGCAUGUAUGUACGCUUCACUUACGCAGUCUGGCACACGUUGGUUUUGGCAUCGUCGGGCGCUUGUCGUCUCGUCCAACAGCAGCCGUAUGCAGAAAUUCACGUUUACAUGUAACAAAAAGUUGGCAAGGACGGGGUUCGAACCCGCGAAUGGCGGAUGGCUUAUGUGGGUGAAAAAUCACCCGGCUUAA